Messenger RNA from Paramecium octaurelia, 4698 nucleotides. The record is from the annotation of a GenBank genome assembly. NCBI's taxonomy places the organism in Eukaryota, Ciliophora, Oligohymenophorea, Peniculida, Parameciidae.
AUGAAGAUAAUCUUAGGCCUUUUAGCCAUCCUCUAUGGAUUAGGUUAAUGUAAUAUUAUUGAAACUACAAGACCUUGUACUUGCCCAUAACUAUCACAAAAUGAUUGCGUAAAAAAUACUUCUUGUGCUUGGAAUAAAACAUGCGAUGUCAAAACUAUAACUUAAUCCAAAUCAAAUACUUAUUGUAGCUACUUAAAUGAAGCGGAAUGUCAAUCAGACGAUGUUUGUUAGUGGGUCAACAGUCAAUGCACCUUUUUUACAGGGUGCACUGCUUAUAAAUUAACAACUGAUAGAGAAUGCAGAAGCAUAAAUAAGAAAUGCUAUAAAUCUGAUCUUAAAAAGUGUAUUGGAUUAAGUGAAUGCAUCGAUUAUACAGAUUAAAUUGUGUGUUUUAUGGAUGUAAAUUAUAGAUAUUGUUAUUGGGAUUCAAAACUCAAUAAAUGUUCCAAGGCUAUGGAUUGCCCAUCUUAACCAUCUGCUUUGGAUACUGAUGCAUAAUGCAGAUCCUAAAUUCCUACUUGCACAACCAAACCAGGUGGUGGGUGUAUUGAUGCAUAAUAAAGUUGUUCCGACAUCACUCUUGAAAUCUAAUGUUUUUAUAAUAAAGACCAAUCUGCAUAAUGUUUUUGGGAUAGUUCUCUUAAUCCUCCUUAAUGUAAAGUAAGGACCUGUGAAAAUGCUCCCAUAACAUUGAAAACAGACGAUUAAUGUAAGUAAUUUUUAGAAUAAUGUACUACUCAAAAGGAUGGUGGUUGUGUAUUAAGAUCAUCUUGUGAUGCAGCAAACACAUAAAACGCAUGCACUAAAGAUUAUUACGGAAACGACUGUUUUUGGGUGGACGGUUAUUGUAAAUCAAAACUAUGUAGCAAUGCCACCAAAGAUAUUGUUACCAAUGUCGGUUGUUAAGCAAUUAAUGCAAAUUGUAUAACCAAAUCAGGUGGAGGUUGUAUGACUAAUGGAGAAUGCUCCAUUGCCAAUGUGGAUUAUGCAUGCAAAAAGAACUUAAGGGGAGAACAAUGCUUUUGGGAUUCAAUCACUCAAUCAUGCAAGGAUAGAACUUGUAGCAAUGCUCCUUAAAGUCUAUCAACAUUCGAGUAAUGUAGUAAGUUUUUAUCGAGUUGCACUGUUAACUCACUUAAAUAGGGAUGUGAAAAUAGAACUUGUGAAAAUGCACCUGUAUUUGUCACUACUCUCAUUGGAUGUCAAGAAUACCAUAAUGUAUCUUGUAUUCCUAAAAAGGAUGGUGGAUGUGUUACUAUCAAUACAUGUGAAGAAGUUGAGUUAGAAAUUGGUUGUAUUGUUGAUAAUUUGUAACGUCCUUGUUUUUGGAAUGAUGGUAAAUGCCUACUAAAAAUAUGUACCAAUGUUCCCAAAACUUACUAUGAUCAAGAAACAUAAGGUUAAAAACCUGUCACUCUUGACCAUGUCAAAUGUAAUGAAUUUAUGUAAACUUGCACAAUCAAUUAAUCAGCUACUAAUUGUAUUAAUUACACAUGUGACAAUGUUUAGGAUUAUAACCUAUGUAUCUAAAACCAAUAGUGUUAUUCUCGUUCAACGUGCUUCAUCAAAACAUGUUUCACUGCUCCUUUAUCUUAUACUACUCAUUCAUAAUGUUUUCAAUAUAAGAAUACAUGCACUAUUGCUCCAUCAGGAUAAGGAUGUUCGCUUAUGUUACAAGCUUGCAACCUAUAUAAAAUUAAAGCAUAAUGUGUUUAAUCCGUUACUAGUGCUUGUGAAUGGCAAGGGAAUACUUGUGUUGUGCGAUAAUGUAAUUUAGCUGCUACUUCAUAUAAUACAACUUAAAAGUGUCAGUCAUAUCUAUCAGGAUGUGUAGUCAAUAAUUAAGAGAAGGGAUGCACUCCUGAAUUUACAAGAUGCGAGGAUAGUUAGAUCCAAUAGAACUGUACUUUGGAUGUAUGUGAAUGGAAAAACAAUAAAUGCGUUACUAAAUCCUGCAGUAAUCAAAAAACUAAUUGCACAACAUAUAAAACUCCAAAGAAGUGUAUCAAUAAUGAUGCCAAAACUUCUUGUAUGGAUGUUCCUACUACCUGUACAUUAUUGCCAAAAGAAUAUUGUAAAGAAAAUCUCUCUUAUGACUUGAUUAGUAAAUAUUGCUAUUUGGAUGGUAGUAAUACUUGUACAGAACUUACACUAUAAAAUGAGUGUAGUAGUUAUACAUAUUAGACUUCAUGCAUUAAAAGGAUCAAUAAUAAAGGUGAUUGUGUUUGGGUGAGUGGAGUUUGUUAUAAUGAUGAUUGCGCUGCAUUGCCAAAUACAUAUACUACAUCUUCAUAGUGUAAACUAGCAAUCUCAAGGUGUAUCUUAAACAAUACAGGCUAAGGAUGUAUGAAUAAGGAUGAAUGCUCAUCUUAUAAUGAUAAAAAUUGUGAUUAAUUAGAUAGAAAUGGCUAAGACUGUGUUUAUAAGAAUAGUCAAUGUCAAAGGAAGUCUUGUGCAACGAGUUCUGAUACUAGUCAUACUGAUUGCUAUUAAUACAUGUCAACAGGAUUAAAAUGCACUGUGAAUAAUAACAGUAAUGGUUGUAUUGAAUUGACAUCAUGUAAUAAUUAUAAAAAAGAAUCAUAAUGCGUUAUAAGUAAUACACAAAAGGUUUGUUAUUGGUCUAAUGAUAAUUGUUAUGAGAAGAUCUGUUCUUUGAAUACUACUUCAACAACCCAUGACUAAUGUUAAUUAUUCAUGAGCAGUUGCACUCUAAAUACAAAUACAAAUCUUGGAUGUAUGGAUUUCCCUGAAUGUUAAUUGAUUUCAGAUCCAUCAAUAUGUAAUUCCAAUUCUAAAUGUGUCUAUUUAUCUAGCAAUUGCAUAGUAAAGACUUGUGAAAAUGCUGCAUUAAUCGAAUAUAAUGAUAAAAAUUGUAGCGAUUUACCCUUUGAGGGCUGUUCAUAUGAUAGCAACUUGUGUAGUACAAAGACAUGCUCUCAAUAUUAAUUCAGUACUGAUGAAGAAUGCAUUUAAUAGAAUUAAUAUUGCACUACAAAUGGAAAGACCUGCACAGAAAGAUUAGACUGCAGUAAGGCUGUUGCAGAAUAGGGAUGUAAAAAAGACAUGUUUGGUAAUCUUUGUCAGUGGAAUGAAAUAUCAAAGACAUGUUCAUUGAGAAAUUGCUCUACUGCACCCACUACAUUAACAACUGAAGCUUAAUGUCUAUAAUAUUAUGAUGGGUGCACAACCAAAUUAGGUGGAGGAUGUACAGUUAAAUCGACUUGUUCAGCUGCAAAUGUCUAAGCAGCAUGUAACACUUCAAAAUAUGGAGAUAUAUGUAGUUGGGAUGAUACCAUCUAAUAAUGCAGGAAUUAAUCAUGUAUUGAUUUCAAUGGGUUUGAAUACAAAUCUUGCAAUAAACAAAUGAGUAAUUGCACUACCAAUGGUUUUGGUAAAUGCACAGAAAUAGUUAAUUGUAGUUCAUAUCUUAAUGCAUAAUCCUGCAUAAUUGGAGCUGAUGGCCCCUGUCUAUGGGUUACUGGAAAAUGUUAUUUAUACAGAGAUUGCACUAGCAUCAAAUUUACAACACACGAACAAUGUCAGUAGGUUAGCGAUAAAUGUACAACUGAUGGGAACAGAUGUGUCUCUAUUACUGAAUGCAGUCAAACUAAUAUUUAUGGAGGGUGUUACUUGGGAAUUGAUGGCAAAUGUAUCAUGACAUUAAAUGAUAAAAAUGUUAAAGUUUGCACUAAUUUCACUAAAUGUGCUGAUGCCAAAUUCAAAACUCAUGCAGAUUGCUAUUCAGCUAAUCCUGGAUGCACAACCGAUGGAACCUAAUGCAUUGAAUUACUAGUUUGUAAAGAUUACAAGAUAUAAGAAUAAUGUUAUUUAGAUACCAAAGGACCUGUCUAUGCUAAUAAUAAAAUUUAGUCUACAGGAGUUUGUAAAUGGGAUGGAUCCUGUAGACCAUAAAUUUGUGAGGAUCUAGUUGGAACCACACAUGCUAUUUGCAAUAAUCAAAUGAUGACUUGUACUACAAAUGGCACUAUUUGUUAUACUAUGGAUAAAUGUUCGACUUAUUCUUUAAAGGAUUUAUGUACUAAUGGUAUUGGUACUGAUGGAAAAUGCAUAUAUUCAACUGAAAAUACAAAAUGCUAACUUAUGACAUGCAGUGAUAUCACCAACAACAUUUGUAAUACUUUAGAUAAUUGUAUUACAGAUGGUACAAAAUGCAUUGCUAAAACAACUUGUGCUUCUUAUACUAGUUAAGUGCCUUGUGAAAUUUCGGGAACUGAUGGAACAUGCCUUUGGAAUGCAACUACCUCGAAAUGUUCGUUAUUUUAAGCUUGUUCAAAUGCUCUAGAUUAAAAUUAGUGCAAUAAAAUGAACACAGUCUGUUAUUGGAAUGUCGAUUCCACAAAAUGUGUUGACUUAACUUGCGACUUGUAAUUUAAAUCUACGAAUAAUUGCAUUAACAUUUCUACCUGGAAGCCUUCUUAAAUCAGAGUCUGUAGUCUUGUAAAUGAGGUAUGCUCAGAAAUAGAUCCCUAAGCUUAUGGACCAAGUGAAUGCUACUAGCUAACAUUGUUUACUUACACAUACAACACUUCCACGUAAAAAUGCAUGUAAUGUUCUACUACAAGCAAUAAUUAAACAAAUAACACUGUUAAUGAUACUGUUAACAACAAUACAGCAGAUAGCUUUUAAUAGUUAAUUGUCCUGGGACUUUAAAUAUUAUCGUUAUUCUUAAUAUGA